AUGUUCAACUUCUAUUCCAGUCGCAUGGUAUUCUUUCUGUGGGUGUUCUCCUGGGUGUUCUCCUGGGUGAAUGCGGCCAUCCGUCGCUAUCAAGCAUGGAAAUACUUGCUCUACGGAAGGGAGAUGAUCCGGGAGAAGGCGGCAAUUGCUGGAGACGCACCAUUCUCCUUACCUGUUUUCGGCUUUGGUGGUAGGAUGCACAUUGUAUCGACAGCUGAACAUUGGGAUGACCUGAAGAAGGCGCACGUAGGGCAUCUUUCGAUGCACUACUGGGUCAAGGAGAUAUUCCAGCCCAAAUAUACACUCAUAGACGAAUGGCAUGACAACAGAGACGAGAUUGGAAUGCCCGUGGUGCGCGCUAUUCGCACGAUUACUAGCCGUCUUUUUCGACAUGCUCCCACUAUCAUGAGGGUCUUCGAACGCGAGCUCCGAGUGAAGAUCCAAGCUUAUCCGACAUCCGAGGAUUACUACAAAGUUGCAUUGGCCGACAUGGCAAAGUGGGCAAUGGUCAAGGUCAACACAUUGAUCAUCUUGGGAGAAGAUACCGCCAAUGACCCAGAGUUUAUAACCAGGGGUUUUGCGUAUACCAAAGAGAUGUCUAUGAUUGGAGAGAUUGUCAGGAUUGUCCCAGCAUUCUUUGCUCCCAUCGUCGCCAGCGUGGUCAAAAAGCGGAACCUGAACCAGCGAUAUGUGCUUGAUACCAUGAUGCGACUUGUCGAAAAGAGGCGAGACGCAACAAAUGGCUUAACAAAAGAAGCGCUUCCUGAGGCGGAAACCAUAUUGGAAGCCUUGGCUGAUCAAGGCCCGGAGCUGUCAACCCGUGAGGUGGUCCAUCACAUCAACAUUUUUUGGACCACGACCACCCACUCUACUGGACUUGUCUCCGUCCAAUUCAUCAAGGACAUCUAUACUCACACGUCGCUGAUUCCGGCAUUAUUGGAAGAAAUAGAAGCAGCUCCAAGCACGCCCCCAACUUCCACGACAGCGAAUGAUUGUCUAAUGGAAGGAGUGCUCAUGGAAUCCAUGAGACUCCACUGUUUCCAGUCGACUGCAAUUCAUCGAAAGGCUAUCAGUCCUUUCACAUUCUCUGACGGCUACACCAUACCAGCAGGACAGAGUGUGCAGUUCUACCAAGAGAGAGUACAUCUGGAUGAGAACCGGUAUGGCCAGUCUACCACCUUCGAUCCUCGAAGGUAUAAAGGCUCGUCUCGCUCGGUCACGGACGUGGGGAUGGAAUGGCCGUUUUGGGGUGCUGGCAGGAAUGCUUGUCCCGGACGGUUCAUAUUCUCUUAUAGCGUCAAGAUAUUUGCGUCCUUCUUGCUCAAGAACUACGAUUGUGAGUUGCCGACGCCAAGGAAGAAUUGGACAUGGGGCGAGAAUAGUAUCCCAGAUUCGAGGAAUUUGUUACUCAUGCGGCCCAAGAAUGUAGAGAAAUAUCACAACUAG
Trematosphaeria pertusa is the source of this 1446-nucleotide messenger RNA. RefSeq names its product cytochrome P450. The transcript is spliced from 9 exons. The record is from RefSeq and is a predicted model, not a curated record. NCBI's taxonomy places the organism in Eukaryota, Fungi, Ascomycota, Dothideomycetes, Pleosporales, Trematosphaeriaceae. Bases 1 to 1446 code for a protein of 481 amino acids. Gene Ontology annotation, molecular function: oxidoreductase activity, acting on paired donors, with incorporation or reduction of molecular oxygen; heme binding; monooxygenase activity.